AUGCCAGAAGGAGAUAACGCCGUUCCUGGAAUCCAGCAAGUCAUUCUUCAAAUGGCCCAGCUCCUACAACAGAUGACACAACAGCACCAGCAAGUACUUCCGCAGGUUCAAUCUCAAGAGCAGAUUUUGGAAUCCCUGUCCUCAAACAUAACCGAGUUUGCCUUCGAUGAAGAAAACGGAGUGACGUUUGGACGUUGGUCUGACCACUAUCAAGACCUCUUCGAGAAUGACGCCCGCCAGCUGGAAGACGCCGCAAAAGUUCGCCUGCUCCUCCGGAAGCUGGAUACUCCUUCGCACAGCCGUUAUAUCAAUGAUAUACUCCCGAAGCUUCCAAAAGACGUGACUGGACUCAAAGCCUCAAAAUACGCCGAUGUUCGAGCAAGACUUCUUCCGAUCCUGGAACACGAGAAACCUGAAGCACCAGCCACUCUCCAGUCGUUAAUUGACGAGUAUCAACGACUCAUCAACCUGAAGGAAGACACAAGCAUCAUCGAACAGCAAUCCAGUUCGAAGUCAGCGGUUCACGCCAUCAGGGACAGGAAGGGUGCAGCGUCUCAGAACAGUUUUUCGAAGCCAGAAAGUAAGAAGCCGAAGACACCUUGUUGGCAGUGCGGCCAAAUGCACUUUGUGAAGGAAUGCGCUUUCAACAACCACCUCUGCAGAGACUGCAACCGUGUCGACCAUAAGGAAGGAUACUGUUCCUGCUCCAAGAAAUCAGCAAAUCCGGCUAAAAUCACACAAUCACAAUCAACCAUUAGCAAGAAGCGAAAGAAGGGGAAAUCCAGUGUUGAAGCUAAAGGCGUGUUCGUUGUCAACCACAUUGAACACCGGGAAAGUUUGCGGAAGUACGUUACCGUGGCGAUUAACGGAGUACCAGUCCCUCUUCAACUCGAUUCGGCCAGCGACAUCUCAAUUGUUUCGGAAACUGUCUGGAAGCAACUCGGCAAGCCGGCGAUCAAUCCAUCAUCAAGCCAAGCCUCAAACGCAUCGGGUGAUCCACUAUCCCUAGUCGGUGAGUUCGAAUGUGAAGUAUCCAUCAAAGGAGAAACGAAGCGAGGCAGAUGUUUCGUCACAUCCGUACGUGAUCUGAAUCUGAUGGGCAUUGAAUGGAUUGACUUAUUCAACUUCUGGUCAAUUCCGUUUGAUUCCAUUUGCAAUCAUAUCGUGAUGCCUUCCAAACGUGAAAUCGAUCGAGAGAUUCAGCAGUUGAAACUCAAGCACAAAGAAGUUUUCAACGAGACCCUUGGACUGUGCAACCGCACUAAGGUACAGGUGCAUCUCAAGCCCGGAAGUAAGCCAGUUUUCUGCCCAAAACGACCCAUUCCGUUUCAUUCCGUACCGUUGGUUGAUGCUGAACUGAAUCGUCUUCAAAGCCUAGGAAUAAACACACCUGUGGAUUUCUCGGAGUGGGCAGCCCCCAUCGUGGCUGUGAAGAAACCGGAUGGCAGAGUUCGCAUUUGCGCGGAUUACUCGACAGGCCUGAACAACGCUCUGGAAGCCAACAACUAUCCCCUGCUGGUACCAGAAGAAAUUUUUGCCCAGCUGGCAGGAUGUCAAGUUUUCAGUGUGAUCGACCUGUCCGAUGCGUAUCUUCAAUGCGAAGUAACCGAAGAUUCGAAACAACUUCUGACGAUCAACACGCAUAGAGGAUUGUUUCGCUUCAACCGCUUGGCCCCAGGAGUCAAAUCAGCGCCAGGGGCAUUCCAACGGAUGAUAGAAAGUCUCAUCGCCGAUCUUCCUGAAGUACGCCCUUCCAUCGAUGACAUCAUCAUCUUCAGCAAGGACUCGAAAUCUCAUGCUGAAUCGCUGAACAAGUUGCUGCAAAGACUGACGGAUUGCGGAUUUCAUCUGAAAAUUCAAAAAUGCAAGUUUUUCCAAACUGAAGUCCGUUACCUAGGCCACAUCACCGAUCGCAAUGGUAUCCGCCCUGACCCGGAGAAAGUGGAAACAAUUUCGAGCAUUCCCCUACCAACGAACGUAUCCGAGCUGAGGUCCUAUCUUGGUGCCGUGAAUUACUAUGGCAAAUUUGUACGGAAUAUUCACGAGCUGCGUCAUCCCCUGGAUCAGCUGCUGCUCAAGGACGUUAGCACAGCUAUCGAAAAGAGUGGCGAUACGGUUUGCACUGAUUCCGGGAUACAGUUUCUAUUACAGGGCGCAAAGAUUGGCUCUGAAUGGGUAUCGCGAAACAUCAGAAGCGGCAACAUCAACAGCCUGUUCAGCAGCCAGCCAGUAGUGGAUGUAUUUUCCGCAUGA
This is a messenger RNA of Aedes albopictus (Asian tiger mosquito), 2253 nucleotides long. RefSeq lists its product as uncharacterized. The record is from RefSeq and is a predicted model, not a curated record. The transcript has 3 exons. NCBI's taxonomy places the organism in Eukaryota, Metazoa, Arthropoda, Insecta, Diptera, Culicidae. The coding region runs from base 1 to 2253 and encodes 750 amino acids.